GGAGGGUCUACUCGCAUGCACUUAACUGAAAGAGGAGUUCUAGAAUCUGGGGAAGGGAUAAAACAGAACUUGAAGGAACUGGAUGUCCAUUGUUCCUGUACACCAAGGAGAGCAGAGAGAUUAUUUCCUGUGGCCAUUUUGUCUUUGCAUAAAGGAGGAGUUAAAGUUCCACGUAAUUUUCGCUUGUUAGAAGAACUUGAAGAAGGCCAAAAAGGAGUAGGCGAUGGUACAGUUAGCUGGGGACUUGAAGACGAUGAAGAUAUGACACUUACAAGGUGGACAGGCAUGAUUAUUGGGCCACCAAGGACAAAUUAUGAAAACAGAAUAUACAGUCUGAAAGUAGAGUGUGGACCUAAAUACCCAGAAGCACCUCCAACAGUUAGAUUUGUAACAAAAAUUAAUAUGAAUGGGAUAAAUAAUUCCAAUGGAAUGGUGGAUGCACGGAGCAUACCAGUGUUAGCAAAAUGGCAAAAUUCUUAUAGCAUUAAAGUUGUACUUCAAGAGCUAAGGCGUCUAAUGAUGUCCAAAGAAAACAUGAAGCUUCCACAACCUCCAGAAGGACAAACAUACAGCAAUUAAUUUUAACAAAUCUCAAACUUAUCUAAACCAACAACCUUCUACUCAUGUUAAUGUCUUGAUUAAAUCUCACAAUGCAGAACCCACACAUUAAAAGAAUUCCAGCUGGUAUACAUGACCUGGACAUUUGUAAGAAUAUAUUUAAUAUAUGUACACCCAUUAUGUUUUCAGGCACAAUGGGAAGAAAAAUGCAGCACAAUUUUUUUUUUCCUCUUAUCAAGGCACUAUCAUUUAAGCAUAAACCUGGAGUACUCCAAAUGGAAUUCAGGUUUUACAAGAUGAAAGCAUGGCAAGAAGUAUCAGAUUGCUGUGGAGUAAUGUAUGUUUCAGAAAUCUAAUUUCUCAAGAAGGAAAAUUAUAAAUGGCAUGCUUGGUCCAUCUUGCUUAGUGAAAGAGCUGCAAUGUAAAUUGUUUAAAGUAACAGGUACAAUAAAUACUGUUACUAAUUUUGUUUAAUUUUUGAAGAGGUGUGGGUACCGACUACUAGUAGUAACAAAAAGUAUGUUCAGGAUUGUUUUGAUACCUGUAUUUAUAAAAAGGGGGGAGGGAGUAAGGGAGGGAGAUGGAUUUCUGUUUUAAAGCAGCUCCUGUGUGUUACAUGUAACAGACAUGGUAAAUAUUUGUUUACAGUCUUUGUUCUGAUAAACCAUGAAUUUAAGUUUAAGUGAAAAAAAAACAAAGGAAAUAGGUGUAUGGAUAUGUGAUUCUGAGAUUAAAGUUAGUCUUAAAAUGUAAAUAAAAUGUGGAAAGUAUCCUCAAGGCUGUGCCAUUUCUAUGAUACUGCUGUAAUAUAUGUACAGUGACUUGCAGAAGUAGCUAAAAUCAAAAUUAUUGUAUCUUGUCAAUCUAUUUGUUCCCCUAUUUUUGUAUACUGGUUAGUUGGACUUUUGGUUAUUAUUGCUAAAGAGCAAUUACAUAAUUGGUCUUAUCCCAUCUUUGAGAGAAUAGAAAUUCCUUGCAUCGUGUUUUAAAAACCUUGUAGCUUUUAAACACUUCAGAAUUUUCAACACCUAUCUCUUAUACUUCUGUUUUCACAUGCUAUUUUAGUUAAUAUCUUUUUUCUUUUAAUAUUUUUUUUCCUACGAAACUUGAGGUUCUUCCCACUAAAAGACUCAAUUACAUGGAGUUAUAUAAGCAUGUAUUUUCUUUUGAUUAUACUGUCUGUCCUGAGUGCUUAUGGUACAGUGCCAUGAACUAGAAUGAAUUUCAACCAUACCUCAUCAAAAACAUCUCCAAAUUUUAUUUUUCCUGUGGUUUUAUUACUGUUUUUUCACAUUAGGAGCCUUGGUGUACCAUAUGGUUUGAGAUAAUCAUUUGGAAUCAUCAGUAGAGUUUAUAGCACUCUGCUACCUUUCCUUCAUCAGAUUAUAUAGUUUAUUAGUGUAAAGGAUACUUUGGCUAAAUUGAUAUAUUUUAAUAUACCUUUAACCCUUUAAUUUUAAUAUUAUUCACAAAGAAGUUUAAAAUGUUGCUAAACAGACACAUCUACACCACUACACUUAUGUAGUAUAUUGGAAAUGAUUUGGGAUGAUUAUUAUGAUUUAAAAAUAUAUUCUACUUUUAAAAUGUUAACUUUAAAAUGGUUAGAGGAUGAAGGGAAUUUAUAUGGAUUACCAUAAAGCUUUGUAAGGUCUUCAUUGACCUGUGACAGUCUCCAUCAGUAUGUCUAAGUACUUUUUCACUGUGAGAAACUGUCUUGCUCUACAUGGAAGCUAGUAAAGUAUGGUUGUGGGAAUAUAAAUUAUUUACUCUGGGAACUCUGUAUUACUUUAAAUCAUCUGUAUGCUUCAUAUAUUUGUGAGGCUGAGAAGCUCUGGAACUAUGUUCUUUUGUGUUCCUUCCUCUUAUCCCCACAGUUGUAUUCAAGUGUUGGUUUUCCAGCUCCAUGUUGUCUAAGUUAACUCUGCAACGUAUAUUCAUCAUUAAUUUUGGGGGACUAUGGAUUUCUGCAGAAACUUGCAUGCCAAUUAACAAAUUUAGAAAGCAGAAUCCUUUUUUUUUUUUUGCAUGCUACAAUUGAGCUGUAUGUAGCAAUCAAAGCCAUGCUGGUUGGUUAUAGAAGGGAGAUGAUGUAGAACCACUCCUACAUAGAGUAACAUCUUAACAGGGCAGUUUUUAAUGCAGAUUCCCCUUUGUUUCUCUUGAAAGGAGGUCAAGAUUCCAGGAGUGUAUAGUCUUAAAAUUUUUAAGUGAACUGUAAAAUUGCCUUAGAUGAAUGUUUUUAAAGGUUAGUAAGAGAAACCCUUAAAGGGUGAUCAUAUGCUAAUAAAGGAUUAUAAAACAACUUUUUCUUGUCCUGUUAGGUCAGUGUUCUGCUUUCUGAAUUGGUCAUAUAUUAAAAUUUCCCCCUGUGACCCAGCUUAUGUGAACUAAUGAGAUUUACAUUCAUUGGCAUACUAUGAUUUUUCAGUGUCUUGAAACAUCCAUUUGUAAUUUUGUAACUAUGUAAAGCCUUUGGGGUGUGAUGUAGGACCUUCAUCAUAAGAUCAAAAAAUAUUUAAUCAAUAGUUUGUGUGUUCAGAGUAGGUUAGAUUGACCCAUGUGUGUUCCAGGAGGUAGUUUCACAAGAAAUAGAUGAAAUAAGGUACUUAACCUGACAAAGUAAAUAUUCUUAUUUAAUGCAUCUUACUGUGACUUAAAAUGACUAUUUAAUUGUUUUAUGUACCUGGCAAAGAACAGUUAGAAAAUGAUGCUAAUUGCAAAAGAUUUAAUAUGUAUAAUCAUUGACAAUUCUGAUUGAGUAUAUCAAUCCAAAAUAUAAAACACUUGAGUUCAUGGAAUUCAAUUUAGUAGGAAAAUGAAGCUAAAUGCCUAAAUAUGAUUUUAUUUUUAAAGCACACAAGCAAUAAUAAUAGUAAUAAUACCUAUUUAGUCUAUGGCCUUGGAAGCAUUUAGAAAAACUGAAAUUUUAUUUCACAAAUCAUCUUUAAAUGGAUUCAGAUUUUAGACAUGUAAAUUUUGUAAGCCAGCAAUAAGUUCAAUAAAUUCUUUAUUUUGUAGAAAGUUCUUAAAGGCUAAAAACAAGAAUGGAAUAGAAUAUAUUAUGCUUGAUUAUGGUCAGUUUAGUUUGAGUUUUGACAUUUUCAUAGAUAUUACAGUACCAGAUUGUUUUUCAAUUAUGUAUCCUAGUGUGUUACAUGCAAUCUUAUGUAGCAUUUUCACAUUAGAAUGGAAUUCUAAUACUUGACAUUUUGAAUUUUUUAAAUUUAAGCCUCUUUUCCCUAAUCUCAUUCUAUUCUUUAGUUAAGUUUGUUAUUUUACUUUUUACCAACACUAGCUUGAUGGAAAUUAUAUCUUCUCUCCCCCCCCUCCCCUCAUGAAGAUGUCAACUUUCAGGUUUAAAAAAAAAAGUGUGUUUGUGUGUGUUUAUGUGUGUAUAUAUACACACAUACACAUGUGUAAAAAAAAACACCUGAAAGAGUGUGUGUGUGUGUGUGUGUGUGUGUAGUGUGGGUAAAGAAUAUACAUGGAAAAGGAAUGUAUGCAUAUUAUAUUUACUUAAAGGAGGAGAUGCAUUAGAAAAUUUGGUUAAAUUUAUAUUUUUUUAAUGGUCUUUAAAAUCAAAAUGAAUAAGUUUUAUCAGAAGUUAACAAAUAUAUUGAAUGGGAAUAUCUUUAUGAUAGUGCUUUUUAAAAAAUGCUAGGUUAAAAAAAAAGUAAUUCUAGAAUCAUAGAAAAUAAAGACAGAAUGGCCCCAUGAGACUUUUUUUCUAGAGAAAUUCUAAUAGAAAGGAAGAAACCAGUAUGAUAAAAGCUAAUGAAAACAUGGCAAAACCUUUGUUUUGUGAAGUUAUGCUGUUGAAUUUGUGCUUUUAAAAAGAUAGCUAUGAAAACCCUGUUAUUAAGUACUAAUUAGGAUGUAUGCUAUCUAAAUGUUUUAUUAGCAUAUAUAUCCAUCACAUGUAGGCCUAUUCAAUAAUUCCCAAACCAGAUUAGUUUUUGGUUUGUACAAAUUUUUGAUGAAUCUCAAUAAAAAUCAAGUCUGUUUGCUAAUGUCAAAAAGGACCCUGGGGAAUUACCCUUUCUAGAAUGAAUAUAUGAACAAAUAUGUAUUGUGUAAGUGCCCUAAUUGUUUUGUAUACUGUCAGUUAUAAGUCCUGAAAGAACCUGGUUUGGGUUCUGAUUAAAUUAAUAUUUACUCUUGU
Messenger RNA from Monodelphis domestica (gray short-tailed opossum), 4720 nucleotides. It is a transcript of the gene UBE2V2, whose product is annotated as ubiquitin conjugating enzyme E2 V2. The record is from RefSeq and is a predicted model, not a curated record. NCBI's taxonomy places the organism in Eukaryota, Metazoa, Chordata, Mammalia, Didelphimorphia, Didelphidae.